Molecule: messenger RNA, 1394 nt
Organism: Closterium sp. NIES-67
Lineage: Eukaryota; Viridiplantae; Streptophyta; Zygnematophyceae; Desmidiales; Closteriaceae
Source: the annotation of a GenBank genome assembly
CUAGUACCCACGCGCUUGUAGUUCAUGAUUCCUAACGCCAUUCAUUCCUUUGCGUCCGGCUGCGAUGCUACGAGCUGCCAUUCACCGCCAGACACUCCACAUUCCACCAGAUCCCCGCUCGCUGGAGCACACUCCCAUACACGUCCAUAUUCCGCAAACUUUUUCCGCGAGGCCACGAAGGAGAAUCUUCUGUCAAACACGCGAUGACAGCACGAAGCACAGAAGCAGCACAAUCAACUUCCCUCACAGCCAUUUAAAUUCUCUGAGUAAAAGCCAUGAUCCAACCCCCAGCGAGGAGGCACUGUUCGCGCGGAUAUCAGUGACACCGCCUGCGCCGGUCGCAACUCCGUCCCUCUCGGGCAUCCAUCUCAUCGUCCCCAGCAUCGUCGCCGCCACCAUAGCUGGCGGUGUCACCUUCUCCCUCCUCUCCCUGCACGCCAGCCUUCUCCGUGCUCUCUCCGCUCUCCUCGCCGUCGCCUUUUAUCCCAUCUCCACUCUGCUCACUCUGCUUCCACCAUCACCAUCACCAUCAGCGUCGGCAUCGUCGUCCGACGAGUCGUCGCCAUCAGCCCCUUCCAGCGCCCCAUCCGCCGUUCGCACUCCCCAGAAUGGGUCCCUCGUCGCGUACACCAAGCAGGCGGCACCAGCGGCGCUGGCGACGAUGGCGGUGACGUUCCCCAACGCCAUGCAGGAAGACACCUUCAUCCACGCUCUCGCCCAGGAGCUCGCCAACCUGGGCUUUAAGAGGCACAACUGCAUUGCGCUAGUGAACACGUGUCGGGACGAGGUGUGCCGGCCGAUAGUGAAGCUGAUUGACCGCGAGUUCGGGCUGUCGUUCAACAUUGGCGGGCUGGGCGGGCUCGUCAACUGCGGCACCACGGGCUUCAAGGCCGCCAUGUCACACUCGCCUGAGUUCCCCUGCGAGAUCAACGGUGGCCCACCGUGCGAGAGAUACAUCUUCUUUGGCUUUCCGCACGUGUCGGUGGGGGAGUCGGGCCAGGUAGGGUCGCUGCUGAGGCGAGGCCGGGGCAAGCCGUCCAGUGCGUGUGGGGCGCUGAUAGCCAUCAAGAACGACAUCUCAAGGGGAGGGCCGGUGCAGGACGAUGCGGACGACCUGGAGUACGUGCUGCUCAAGAGGAAAAUCGCUGCUCGGGUGCACUCCUCUGCUGCGGAUGGUCCGUCGCUGGUGCGAGUGACCAAGGCAGCGCUGGAGGCAAUCACAGAGGACAUAGAGAGGCUAGUGGGGCGCACAGUGGACCCCAAGACAGCAGACUAUGCUGUCAUCACUGGCGUGCAGAUACACUCCGGCUUUCAGGUGCAGAGAGCCAUUUCAAUUGGAGCGCACAUGUGAUUACAUUGCACCGAGUGCCAUGUAUGCAGUGGUUCGUGGGAAG